Molecule: messenger RNA, 794 nt
Organism: Doryrhamphus excisus (bluestripe pipefish)
Lineage: Eukaryota; Metazoa; Chordata; Actinopteri; Syngnathiformes; Syngnathidae
Product: B-cell receptor-associated protein 29-like
Biological process (GO): endoplasmic reticulum to Golgi vesicle-mediated transport; intracellular protein transport
Cellular component (GO): endoplasmic reticulum; endoplasmic reticulum membrane
Source: RefSeq, a predicted model, not a curated record
GUGCGCAUGUGUGUGUUUGUGUGGACUUUUCUGGACGUGAUCACACAAUUUUGUCCGUAGGAUUUGCAGUACUGUAGGUCGCAAUGACUCUUCAGUGGACAGCUGUGGCCUUCUUUCUUUAUGCAGAGAUAGCAGUCAACCUCAUUUUGUGCAUCCCCUUCGUAUCAGCACAGAGAUGGCGGUUGGUUUUCAACUGGAGAAUAUGGAAGUGCUUAUCACCUUACUGGAACAAGUGCUUCUUCACCAUGAUUAUGGUCCUCGUUGUUCUUUUCCUUGAUGCUGCCCGUGAGGUGCACAAGUAUUCGAGCCCAGAGCCAAUGCGUGAAGCCAAGGUGAACUCUAAUCUCUUCGAUCACCUUCACAUGAAGCUGUUCAGAGCUCAGAGGAACCUCUACAUCUCUGGCUUCUCUCUCUUCCUAUGGCUUGUCAUGCGGCGAGUGGUUACGCUGCUGAACCAGAUGGCCGUCUCCAUGGAGAACAAUGCAGGCCUUCAGGCACAAAUGGAGAGUGCUGCCAAAGCAGCCAAACGGUAUCAAGAGGACAACAUCAUACUCGAAAAAGCUCUUUUGGAUGAGGAAAUGGCAAUUUCAGAAAAAAACCAGCAACUCAAGCUUGAGGUUGAGAGCCUGUCCGGUCAGUUAAAGGUGGCUGAGGAGGCGGUGCACAAGUCCCAUGCUGAGGUGGAAGCCAUGAGCAGGCAGGCCAAAGGGAUUGCUAAGGAGUACGACCGACUGCUGAAUGAGCAUCAUCAGCUCCAGAAUCUCCAGAGUGCAGCAGACAAAAAGAUACAAUAA